GGAGCGCCGCGCAGCGCCGGGCCUUCUUGAGUACGGCCUCGCCGGUUUGGCGGGGUGAAAGGUUGCGAAGAUGGCGACGGCCUUGAGCGAGGAGGAGCUGGACAAUGAAGACUAUUACUCACUGCUGAACGUGCGCAGGGAGGCCUCUUCUGAAGAGCUGAAGGCUGCCUACCGGAGGCUGUGUAUGCUGUACCACCCGGACAAGCACCGGGACCCGGAGCUCAAAUCCCAAGCAGAGCGGCUGUUUAACCUUGUCCACCAGGCGUAUGAAGUGCUUAGCGAUCCGCAAACGAGGGCCAUCUAUGACAUCUAUGGGAAGAGAGGCCUGGAGAUGGAAGGCUGGGAGGUGGUGGAAAGAAAGAGGACCCCAGCUGAGAUCCGAGAAGAGUUUGAGAGGCUCCAGAGAGAGCGGGAAGAGCGCAGACUGCAGCAGCGAACCAACCCAAAGGGAACCAUCAGCGUUGGAGUAGAUGCCACUGACCUUUUUGAUCGCUAUGAUGAAGAAUAUGAAGACGUGUCCGGAAGUGGCUUUCCGCAGAUUGAGAUUAAUAAAAUGCACAUAUCCCAGUCCAUUGAGGCACCCUUGACAGCUACAGACACAGCCAUCCUCUCUGGAAGCCUCUCCACCCAGAAUGGCAAUGGUGGUGGUUCCAUUAACUUUGCACUCCGGCGAGUCACUUCUGCAAAUGGAUGGGGAGAGUUGGAGUUCGGAGCCGGAGACCUCCAGGGGCCUUUAUUUGGUCUCAAGCUGUUCCGUAACCUCACACCAAGAUGCUUUGUGACGACAAACUGUGCUCUGCAGUUUUCAUCCCGUGGAAUCCGGCCUGGCCUUACCACUGUCCUGGCUCGGAACCUGGACAAGAACACUGUGGGCUACCUGCAGUGGCGAUGGGGUAUCCAGUCGGCCAUGAACACUAGCAUCGUCCGGGACACUAAGACUUGCCACUUCACUGUGGCCUUGCAGCUGGGCAUCCCUCACUCCUUCGCUCUGAUCAGCUAUCAGCACAAGUUCCAGGAUGAUGACCAGACGCGCGUGAAAGGGUCCCUCAAGGCAGGCUUCUUUGGGACAAUAGUGGAGUACGGGGCUGAGAGGAGAAUCUCCCGGCACAGUGUCCUGGGCGCCGCCGUGAGCAUUGGUGUCCCACAGGGCGUGUCUCUCAAAGUCAAGCUGAACAGGGCCAGUCAGACCUACUUCUUCCCUAUUCACCUGACGGAUCAGCUGCUUCCCAGUGCUGUGUUCUACGCCACCCUGGGGCCACUGGUGGUCUACCUGGCAAUGCACCGCCUCAUCAUCAAACCAUACCUCAGGGCUCAGAAAGAGAAGGAACUGGAGAAGCAGAGGGAGAGCACAGCCAGCGACGUCCUGCAGAAGAAGCAAGAGGCAGAGGCUGCUGUUCGGCUGAUGCAGGAGUCUGUCCGGAGAAUAAUCGAAGCAGAGGAGUCCAGAAUGGGGCUCAUCAUCGUGAACGCCUGGUACGGGAAGUUUGUCAACGACAAGAGCAGGAAGAACGAGAGGGUGAAGGUGAUCGAUGUGACCGUGCCUCUGCAGUGCCUGGUGAAGGACUCCAAGCUCAUCCUCACCGAGGCCUCCAAGGCUGGGCUGCCAGGGUUUUACGACCCAUGUGUUGGGGAGGAUAAGAGUCUGCGAGUCCUGUACCAGUUCCGAGGCGUGCUACACCAGGUGAUGGUGCCUGACAGCGAGGCCCUGCGGAUACCAAAGCAGUGUGAGUAGCUGUCCCGGGGUGUCGCCUU
Messenger RNA from Phodopus roborovskii (desert hamster), 1752 nucleotides. RefSeq names its product DnaJ heat shock protein family (Hsp40) member C11 (gene Dnajc11). The record is from RefSeq and is a predicted model, not a curated record. The transcript has 15 exons. Gene Ontology annotation, biological process: cristae formation. Lineage: Eukaryota; Metazoa; Chordata; Mammalia; Rodentia; Cricetidae. Bases 71 to 1732 code for a protein of 553 amino acids.